AUGCGGAGCCGCAGCCCGACCGUCCUCUCCGGAUCUCGAUGUGAACGCAGCCGUGGGAUCCACGAUACCAGACUCCACACCACCACCAGAAAUCUGCAGAGGGUGAGAGAACAAGACUCGACGACUCAGGGCAUCUACGAAAUCGCCCUCAUCAUGGCGACCAACGGCGACUCAAGUCGAGUAUCGGGGAGCUUGGUCGAUGCCUCGGGCUACAAGUUCUCGGAGAAGGAUACCAAACCCGGCAAGAUGAAGGUUAAGAAGACGUCCAAGGCGUCGACGAAGAAGAAGGCCGAUGAUAACAAGGAUGGACCCCUCGACACCUCGCCCGCGUCCUCGCCGCUCCCGAAAUUGGACCCUAAACUCGCGGCUUUCUUCCCAACUGGCAAGCCGCGCGAGUAUGAUCUUCUCGAAACUGUUAUCUGCAAACACUGCAAGCGUCCGACCCUGAAAGCUACCGCCGUCGAGCACAUCCGCGGCUGUCUGAAAGCCAAGCAAGAGAAGGCGCGCAAGAAAAAAGAGGCGCGUGAUGCGGCGAAUCGGGCUAAGGCUGGUGAUGCGGGUGACGACGAUAAGGAUGGAGGCGAUGAUGCGAUGAAGGGCCAGAAGAGCGCGAAGAAGAGUGCUGUUAAGGGCACGGAUGAUACGAAGAAGGGCAAGAAGCGCAAGGCUGAUGAGGAUGAUACUAAGCCGACCAAGAAGAAAAAGAAGGAUGAACCCAAGGCAAAGACAGCCAAGCCUAAGGGUCCUGUUGAUGUUGAGAAGCAGUGUGGUGUGACAUUGCCAAAUGGUGCGCAGUGUGCCCGGUCCCUGACGUGCAAAUCCCAUAGUAUGGGUGCAAAACGUUCGGUACCGGGCCGGUCAUUGCCAUACGAUAUGCUGCUUCAGCAAUAUCAGAAGAAGAAUCAGGCACGCCAGCAGAAGGCUGCUAUCGACGCCAACGCCCCUCUGCAAGAGGAUCUUGAAACGAACGGCCCCGUUGACUCGGAUGAAGAAAGAGAUUCUGUCAUGGCGGCCAUUGCUCGAUCCACGCCAAAACCACUGGCCGAACACACACUAAUCACCUCGAAGUCGAAGUACAAGUAUGUCCGGAUCAAGGAGCAAAUGCUGCACGCCAUCGGCGGACGAGGCGGCGGUUCCCUCUUCUCUACCGACGACAGCCAACCUUCCUCUCUUUUCGGCGGUAACCUCUUCCAACCAUUCGAUCCUACUGUGGAUGGUUCUUCGUCUCCGAUUGUUCCAGCCAUGGACCCCAACGAUCAAACACAAGCUGCUCGUAAGACGCCCGUGGCGGCCACUUGA
Penicillium argentinense is the source of this 1299-nucleotide messenger RNA. Its product is annotated as deubiquitination module subunit SGF73. NCBI's taxonomy places the organism in Eukaryota, Fungi, Ascomycota, Eurotiomycetes, Eurotiales, Aspergillaceae. Gene Ontology annotation, biological process: regulation of transcription by RNA polymerase II; RITS complex assembly; regulatory ncRNA-mediated heterochromatin formation. The record is from RefSeq and is a predicted model, not a curated record. The coding region runs from base 1 to 1299 and encodes 432 amino acids. Gene Ontology annotation, cellular component: SAGA complex. The transcript has 4 exons.